GGAAAGAAUGGUCCACGACGACUUACGAGUGGAGUGGAUACGACAGGUUGUAUCUGCCGGCCUCAAUUUAGCCAACUGCUCCGAUCCCGACUGUUUCGAUCAACUUCUCAGUCGGGAAGAUGGAGAAGAGGAAGACAAAAUCGUUCUUUAUUUGGACAGCAUCGUGGAAGAGUUACCAUCAACUCUUCUGUUUUACAGAACUAUUAGAGAGGAAGAAAUUGAAGUUGAAGUUCCUAUCGAGGAGACACAAGAUGAAGACUUCACAGAACCUGACAACAUGCCCUUUAGGAGGACUGAGGUCAAAGUGGUCUAUCACACCGAGCUGCAUGUAGCAGUAAACCAUCACCCAGAGAGAUUUUUGAAGUCUCUUGUCUUCUACUUUCUCAGGAGAACAAAAGAUAGGAUUGUUGUACCUGCGGAUAUGAAUGAAGCAUACAAACUGUUACCCAAGCUGUUUGAUAGUGGAAUGCACAGCGGAGACCCCCUUCAGGUGCUGCGGGACAAACUCGUCCAUGUCUAUAUACCCUUGUUUACGGCCCAGAGGACAAAAACUGAAGCGGGUAACCAAAAUCAAGAAGAGUCUCCUCAAAAGGAGAUCAGUGGUGAGGAUGAAGAUGUAAAUCAAGUGGAGCAAAGUCAGCCAUUCAUGCUUCGUGAUGACUUGCUCAACAGGACACACAAGUUUUUGGGAGUGGUCAACUCAACUCUCCUCAAGCUUCAGAUUGCAGAUAACAUUUCACUGCACAUCCCUGAGCUCGACCUGGAGCCGGAGGUGGACAUAUUGCUUUCUAAUCCAGAGAUGGUAGAGAAGUUGGAGCAGUGUGUCAUGAACUGGCAAAUUCAGAUAACUACUGUUAUUGAGGAGCAGCAAAACAAAAACCCAACGGCACCCAGCCCUUUGGCCGAAAUAGCACUUUGGCAGGAGCGUGCAUCUGUGCUGAGUGCUCUCAGCGAGAAGCUCAAGCAGCCUGUGAUAGACAAGAUCUUGAAGGUGAUGACAAAAGCUGAUCCAGGCAUUGUUCAGACUCUGGAAGGAACAGUCUCUGAACUUACCAAAUACCGUUUGGAGUCAGAUGAUAACCUGCGCUUUCUCAAGAUACUGGAACGACACUUCAUGAAUCUGGCCACUGGAUCAAGCUUUGGUAUGAUCCUAGAGAACAUUCCCCCACUGAUGGAGAGCCUGGAAAUUGUAUGGCUGACCUCUUGCCAUUACAACACAAAUGAGCUCAUGGUCCCUCUAAUGGAGCGUAUUGCCUGGCAGCUCUGUGACCGUGUGGCUGGAGGAAUCCAUGUCUGCAGACUUUUCAAAGAUAAGAGGGACGUGGACAAAUCCAUGGUGCAUGAAGCCAAGCAGGUUCUGGAUCAGUGGAAGUCAUCCUAUUUUGAGGUGCGCUCUGAAAUCGAAGAAAUGGGCAGGGGACCCCGCUGGGAGUUUGACCGCAAGAAACUGUUUGAGAGGACUGAUUACAUGGCUUCAGUUUGCCAGGACCUGUACUCUGUUUUGGAGACUUUGGAGGAGUUCUAUAACAUCUUCGGCCCAGAGCUAAAAGGUGUGACUGGUGACCCAAAAUGCAUUGAUGAAGUGCUGUGCAGGGUGGAUGCUCUGGUCGUGCCAAUUGAGAAAUUUGGAUUUGAUCUUUUCGACAUCCUUAAGAUGAGCAGCUGGAAAGCGAUCAUGCAAGAGUUCAACACUAUGGUUCAGGCUAUUGAGGAAGAGGCCAUCACCUUAAUUGAUCAGUGUUUUAAGACGCUGCGUUCCUCAUCUGCUGCCUUAGAGAUGGUGCUGAAAUUCAAACCCAUCCGCUCCAGAAAGGCUAUCAACAACCAUCUGAAGAUGAAGUUUAAUGACAUUGUGACCCAGUAUUGCAAAGAGGUGGACAGCAUAAAUGAAAUCUUUGAGGCAGAGAAAGACAAACCACCCUUAUAUAAGAGUGACCCACCUGUGGCUGGAGCCAUCAGAUGGGUUCGAUAUCUUUUCCAUCGCAUCAAACAAACCAUCCUUCCCUUCUUGAAAGUGCCAGAGAUGCUGGAGAACGAACAGUUCAAAGCGGCCAAAAACAAGUAUGUGGAAAUGGCAGGCAAGUUCAAGGACUAUGAAGUGAAGAAAUAUCAGUGCUGGAUGGAAGAGACGGAAAACAGCUUGCCAUUUCUAAUGAAAAAGUCCCUGUUGGUCAUGAUCAGGGAAAACCCAAUCCAGUCAGAUGAUUCACCACCAUCUGAAACAAGUCUAUGGAGGGAUGUGCUGUACUCUGUGAACUUUGAUCCACAGAUCAAUGAAAUAAUUGAUGAGACGAAGGACCUUGUGUCACUGGACUUCUCUGUGCCUGAUAUGGCUGAAAACAUAGCUCUACGACAACGCGAAUUCAGGAGUUAUAAAAGUGACCUGAAGAAGGUUGUCAACUCCUACCACUCUAUAUUGAACACCCUGAGUGAGGCACAUAUCGAUAUGAUGGCUCCACAGAUUGAAGCAGUCACAAAAGAGAUGAGUUUUGGAUGCAAAAGACUCAACUGGAAUUCCUUAGGGAUCCCCCACUUCAUCGGCCAAGCCCUUCAGGCUGUGUCUAAAUUUGAGUCACUUGUCAGUCAGAUUCACAACAAUGAGAAGGAAAUUGAAUUUAAGUUGCAAUCCAUGGCGACGGCCAACUUACUUAAAUUUCGGGUACCGGAUAAAUCGAACGACCUACCAGGUGUGAAGGAGUUCUGUGAAAACAUUGAGCAAGAACGGGCCAGGAAUGUGAAUGUACUGAGCAGGAAGUAUGCAGACAUUGGAUCCCUCAUCACUAAGACGGAAUUUUUGAUCAUGGAGACCAGUAGCAGUAAAGCCAAAAGUAUGGCAAAUUACUACAUGUACUGGGAACGCAAGGUGCUAGACUCCCUUAUAAAGAUGGUGCUGAGGAAUCUUCAGGCCCUCAACAUGGCGCUCAUGGGAAACACAGCUCUUUUCCAAAUUGAUGCCAUUCUGUCUGCCCCUAAAAUAGUGUUGCAGCCCCGAAGCAAUGAGAUUUACGGACUGAUCAUGCAAUUGAUCAAAGACUGUGUAGAGAGCACCAAGAAUUUUGUGCGUUGGAUGCAUGGGACCUGCAUUAAGUGCCCUCCACAGCAUGUGGAAGGUGAGGUGGUGAUGUUUAGCUUCUUCACUGAAGUGUGGCAGCAUCCGCAGGUAAAUGAGUGUGCGAUGACAGUGUCCCAGAACACCCAGCGACUUCUCCUCAACAUGGAUCGUUACCUUAAACACUGGAAACGUUAUCGGCCUCUUUGGGAGAGUGACAAAACCAUUGUCAAUGAAAAGUUUGCUGCAAACAAACCAUCCUGUGUCAUGUAUGAUGAUAAGCUGCAGUUCCUAACUGGGAUCCUUCAGGAAGUUAUGCUGGAGCCUCUGUUUAAGAAUGAGCAUGCCAUCCAUCUAAACCUGGAGCCUCUGGCUCACACAGUGCAAAAGAUUGCGGAGGCCUGGAUCACUUCACUAGGUAGCUUCCUCAUCAAGCCUGCCAAAGAGGAUCUCUUCACCUUGAGAGAUGAGCUCACGCAACUCUCUAGGAAGCUGAAAGAAUUCCCAGACACUUUUGAAGAACUGAGAUCUAUCCUUGGCACCAUCUCAGAUAUCAGGGACAUGGCUUGUAAUGUGGAGCUGAGAUUCACUGACAUUCAGGAACGAUACCGAACACUGGCCAUGUACAAAGUUGAGGUUGCGGAGGACGAACUGCAGUUGGUGGCUAAUAUUGGUCGGAUGUGGAAUGAACAGUUUACAGAAUCCAUUCAAGUGGAUCGGAGUCUGGCUGAUGUGAAGAAAUCAUUUACUGAGAUUACAAAGGAGAAGAUUGAAGAGUUUAAACAAGAGUUGUCUAUCUUUGCUGAAAGCUUCAGCAUGCAUGGUCCUGGUGCUGUGGGCAAUGAUUUGGAGAAAGGACUGGCAAUUAUAGAAAAAUAUGAGGAAGACCUUGCAAAGUUAGUGGCAGAACGCCAGGAGCUAACUAAUGCUGAGAAGCUGCUGGACCUACCAAUCACUGUGUAUCCAGAUGUUAUCAGCAUGCAGAAGGACAUGAAUGGCUUGAGACUGAUAUAUGAUCUGUAUAAAGAUCAGAAGGAUGCAAAGGCUGAGUGGUCUCAAAUCCUGUGGGCAGAUUUGAACAUCCAGUUGCUUCAAGAAGGUGCUGAAGGUUUCCUCGGGAGGCUGAGGCAGCUGCCCAAAGAUGCGCAGGUGUUGUCUGUGGCCUUCUACCUGGAAGGACACAUGAAAGAGUUUAGGGAGUCUCUGCCUCUUCUGCUGGACCUGAAGAAUGAGGCCCUCAGAGACAGACACUGGAAGGAGCUGAUGGAAAGGACUGCCACUAGCUUUGAGAUGAACACAGACAGCGUCACCCUGGAGAAUAUGUUUGCGAUGGAGUUGCACAAAUAUGCAGAUGUCAUAGGUGACAUUGUCCACUCUGCUGUGAAGGAGCUCAGUAUUGAAAAGGGUGUGAAGGAGGUGGUGGACACCUGGGAAAACAUGAAAUUCAGCCUGCAGCCCUACUUCCUAGGUACACAGGAGCAUUGCUCCAUUCUGGGUGCGGUGGAUGAGAUCCAGCUGAAUGUGGACAACGAUCUCAUGAACUUACAGAGCAUGGCUGGCAGCCGUUUUGUUGGGCCUUUCCUUGGCAUCAUACGGCAAUGGGAAAAAGAUUUGUCCCUUAUCAGUGAGACAAUAGAGGUAUGGUUGUUGGUUCAACGAAAAUGGAUGUACCUGGGGAGCAUAUUCAUCGGUGGAGACAUUCGCUCAGAGUUGCCCGAGGAUGCUAAGAAAUUUGAUAACAUACACAAAGAAUUUAAGACUUUAAUGAGUAACACAGAACAGGGUCCAAACAUUAAGCAGUGUUGCCUCAGUCCCAACCGACUAACGGACCUGCAGGCCCUGAGUGAUGAUCUAGAAAGGUGCCAGAAGAGUCUCAAUGACUACCUGGACUCAAAGCGGAAUGCAUUUCCUCGCUUCUUUUUCAUUUCUGAUGACGAACUGCUCAUCAUUCUUGGGAGUAGUGACCCUGCCUGUGUCCAGGAGCACAUGAUCAAGAUGUAUGACAACAUAGCUUCUCUGAGAUUUGAUGUGGGAAGCAAAGGGGAUACAGUAGUUGGAGCUAUGGUGUCGGCUGAGGGUGAGGUGAUGGAGCUGAGGAAACCUGUGCCAGUAGAGGGCAGAGCAGAAGAGUGGAUGAUGGGGGUACUAAUGGAAAUGAGGAAGACUAAUAGGCUCAUCACCAAGGAGGCAAUCUUCUAUUACUGUCAAGACAGGAGUAGGGUCGAUUGGAUGUUCCUGUACCAGGGCAUGGUGGUGCUGGCUGCAAACCAAGCGUGGUGGACCUGGGAGGUAGAGGACGUCUUUAAAAAUGUGAAGAAAGGGGAGAAGCAUGCAUUCAAGAACUAUGCUGAAAAAAUGCACCAGCAGAUUAAUGAACUGGUAACACGCAUUACUCAGCCUAUGAAGAAAAAUGAAAGACGAAAGUUGAACACGGUGCUUAUCAUAGAUGUCCAUGCAAGAGACAUUGUCGACAGCCUUAUGCAAAACAGUUUAAUGGAUCCACAAGGAUUUGAGUGGGAAAGCCAACUAAGAUUCUACUGGGUUCGUGGACAAGACAACCUGUUUGUGCGUCAGUGCGCUGCUUCCUUCUCGUAUGGCUACGAAUACAUGGGGUUGAAUGGUAGACUGGUUAUAACCCCAAUGACAGACCGGAUCUAUCUCACCCUCACUCAGGCUCUUUCAAUGCACCUGGGUGGAGCUCUUGCUGGACCAGCUGGCACAGGAAAGACGGAGACCACCAAAGACCUGGCUAAAGCUUUAGGCCUACUCUGUGUGGUUACAAGCUGCACCGAGGGAAUGGAUCACAUGGCCAUGGGUAAGCUCUUCUCUGGCCUCGCCCAGUGUGGAGCUUGGGGCUGCUUUGACAGAUUAAACCGUAUCAGUGCUGCAGUGUUGUCAGUUAUCGCCUCCCAAAUCCAGACAAUCCGCAACGCUCUCAUUCUACACUGCAAAAGGUUUAAUUUUGAAGGGCAAGAGAUCAGCUUGGAUGACCGCAUGGGGAUUUUCAUCACUAUGAACCCUGGUUACCCAGAAUGUACAGAGCUCCCAGAUUCAGUCAAAGUCCACUUCAGGCCAGUGGUGGUCAUUGUGCCUGACUUGCAGCAGAUUUGUGAGAUUAUUCUCUUCUCUGAAGGCUUUCUAACAGCCAAGGUUCUUGCAAAGAAGAUGACAGUAAUGUAUAAACUGGCUUGUAACCAGCUGUCCAAGCAGCCUCAUUAUGACUUUGGCCUGCGAGCUCUGAAGUCUGUCCUUGUGAUGGCUGGACAGCUGAAGAAAGAUUCAGGGUCCCUCAGUGAGGACAUGCUGUUGAUGCGUUCUCUGAAGGACAUAAACUUGCCAAAGCUUGUAUCUGAGGAUGUCCCUGUGUUCCUCGGGCUGCUUUCAGACCUGUUUUCUGGGCUGGACUGUCCUCGUGUUCUGGUUCCCAGCAUCAGUGAUGCCGUGGAGCAGAUCCUGCAAGAGAAGAAAUAUGUCGUACUGCCUGACCAGGUAGAUAAAGUGGUUCAGAUGUAUGAGACAAUGAUGAGCAAGCAUGCUACUAUGGUUGUUGGCCCGACUGGUGGAGGAAAAUCUGUUGUGAUCAAUACAUUAUGUCACGCUCAGAGCAAACUGGGAUUGCAAACCAAGCUGUAUCCCCUGAACCCUAAAGCCGUGAAUGUCAUUGAACUUUAUGGUGUUCUGGAUCCUGACACUCAUGACUGGACUGAUGGGAUUUUAUCUACCAUCUUCCGUGAGAUCAACAAGCCUUCUGACAAACAGGAGCGGAGGUACAUGCUAUUUGAUGGUGAUGUGGAUCCUCUGUGGGUCGAGAAUAUGAACUCAGUGAUGGAUGACAACAAACUCCUCACUCUAGCAAACGGAGAAAGGAUUCGUUUGCGAAGUCACUGCGCCCUCCUGUUUGAGGUUGGAGAUUUGCAGUAUGCUUCUCCUGUUACUGUUUCCCGCUGUGGGAUGGUUUUUGUUGACCCCCAAAACCUGCGAUAUGCCCCUUACUGGAAGAGAUGGAUCCAAAGCAGACCUGAGAAGGAACAAGAAGAGCUCAACAGACUGUUUGAGAAAUACGUGCACAGCUCGGUUGAUAUGAUUGUGAAUGGUGUUGUUGAUGGCAAACAGGGCCAGAAACUAGAGACUGUCGUUCCGCAGACAUCUGUGAAUAUGGUGACACAGUUGUGCCUGAUGCUGGAUGUGCUGCUUGAGAGCAUGAGCAGCAAUGCUGGAGUCAUGGAGGGCCUCUUUCUGGAAGCUCUGUACUGCUCACUAGGGGCCACAUUGCUGGAGAGUUGUAGGAUCAGGUUUGAUGAGUUCAUUAAAAAAGUUUCCUGCUUGACCAUAGUUCAAGAUGAAAAAGCCCUGGCUGGACCUGGUGAGAUUCCAGGUUACCUCCCAACUUUGUAUGACUUCCAUUUUGAUGGAAUACAAGAAAAGUGGGUUCCAUGGAGUUCCCUGGUUGCCCAAUACAUUCACAACCCUGAAAUGAAGUUUGCUGAUAUCCUAGUGCCAACUACUGACACCACAAGAACCAACUGGAUCCUGAAACAGAUGGUGAAGAUAAAAAGACCGGUGCUACUGGUUGGGAAGUCAGGCGCUUCCAAGACAGCCACCAUUCAUAACUUUCUGAAGAAUGUUAAUACAGAUACAGGGAAUACUUUGAUUGUCAACUUCUCAUCCACGACAACUUCACUGGACCUUCAGAGGAACUUGGAGGCUAACGUAGGGAAAAGGACCAAAGAGACCUAUGGCCCUCCUAUGGGGAAGAGACUGCUGGUCUUUUUAGAUGACUUAAGUAUUCCAAAGGUGGAUAAUUACGGCACACAACAGCCUAUUGCGCUUCUUAAGUUGCUGUUGGACCGAGGAGGCAUCUAUGACAGAGGGAAGGAGCUGAGCUAUAAAAUCCUCAAAGACCUUGAUUUUAUCGCUGCCAUGGGAAAAGCAGGAGGUGGAAGGAAUGAGGUGGAUCCUCGCUUCAUCUCACUCUUCAGUGUCUUCAGAAUUCCUUCUCCUACAGUGGAGUCCCUCCACCUCAUCUAUGCUUCUAUUAUCAAAGGCCACACACUGCCAUUUGAAGAUGCCGUACAGGAGGUUUGUGAUAAAAUCACCUUCUGUACACUGGAACUCUACAACGUCAUCAUCAAGGAAAUGCUGCCCACUCCCUCCAAGUUCCACUACAUCUUCAACAUGAGGGAUCUGUCGAGAGUUUUCAAUGGACUCACUCUCACCAAACCUGACAGGUUUUCGACUGUUACCCAGUUUGUGCGUGUGUGGAGAAAUGAGUGCCUGAGAAUCUUCCACGACAGACUCAUUGAUGAAACUGACAAAGCUCUGGUCCAAGGUCACAUAAGAGACCUAAUUGAGGAGCAUUUCACGUCAGACAUGGACGGAGCCAUGAAGGAUCCAAUUCUUUUUGGAGACUACACAACAGCCCUUAGUGAAACAGAACCAAGGGUCUAUGGGGACAUACAAGACUAUGAGGCUUCAAAAGCCCUGUUUCAGGAAAUCCUCGAGGAGUACAAUGAGACAAAGUUGAGAAUGAAUCUUAUACUGUUUGAUGAUGCCCUGGAACAUCUGACCCGUGUACACCGCAUCAUACGGAUGGAUGGUGGCCAUGCACUGCUCGUUGGUGUCGGGGGCUCUGGGAAGCGGUCCCUCGCAAAGCUUGCUGCCUUCGCUGCCGGAUGUGAGGUGUUUGAGAUUAAAGUGAGCAGAGGAUACAGUGAGUCUAACUUUCGGGAAGACCUGAAAACACUGUACUUGAAGCUCGGCAUUGAAAAUAAGAAGACAGUGUUCCUCUUUACUGAUGCUCAUGUUGCUGAGGAAGGCUUCUUUGAACUUGUUAACAGCAUGCUCACCUCAGGCAUGGUUCCUGCAUUGUUUCCUGAUGAUGAGAAGGAGUCAGUUCUCAACCAGCUACAAAGUGAGGCUCUUGAGAUGGGAGCAAGUCUUUCCAAAGAAAGCCUGUGGAAGUUCUUUGUCAACAAGAGUAGCAACAAUCUACACAUUGUUUUAGGCAUGUCUCCAGUGGGAGACACCCUGAGGACACAAUGCAGAAACUUCCCAGGACUAAUGAAAAACACUGUGAUAGACUGGCUCCUGCCAUGGCCUCCAGAGGCGUUACUUGCCGUGGCUCAGUCUUUCCUUGGUGAAAGUCCAAUGAUUCCUGAGGCACACUCUGCAGCAGUUAUAGAUCAUGUGUGCAUGGUCCAUAGCUCUGUGAUUCACUACAGCAAGUUAUUACAGCAAAAACACAGACGUUGCAACCAUGUUACUCCAAAGAACUACAUAGGCUUUAUCACCACAUAUUCUAAUCUCUUGGAGGAAAAGGACAAAUAUAUCCUGGCUCAAUGCGAGCGUCUAGAGGUAGGUUUGGAUAAACUGAAAGAAGCCAGUGAGCAGCUGGCAGAACUGAAUAUCACUCUGGGAGAUCAGAAGGUCGUCCUCGCUGAAAAGUCCAAAGCUUCUGAAGCCUUGCUGGAUGAGUUUGUCUCACACACAAGCAUAGCUGAGAAAAAGAAAUCUCUGGCAGAAGACAAAGCCAAGGAGAUUGAAGAGCAGGACAAAGUCAUAGCUCUUGAGAAGAAAAACGCUGAAAGUUCUGAAGCUUUUACAGCAUUCGAGGCAGCUCGCAACGCCCUGAAAGACCUGGAAAGAGCUGCUGUCACUGACGUCCGAUCUUUUGCCAAGCCACCCAAACCCUUGGAGUUGGUUUGUGGAUGCGUCAUGGUGCUGCGUGGCUACAAAGAAAUCAGUUGGCAGUUAGCCAAGGGGAUGAUGUCAGAGGGCAACUUCCUGCGUUCGUUGAUAGAGAUGGACUGCGAUUCCGUAAAUAACAACCAAGUCAAAACUGUCAGAGGCUCCCUAAAGAACCUUCAGACGAGCUUUGAGGAGAUGCAAGCUAUCAGCAAGGCAGGCUCAGUAAUGCUGAAGUUUGUGGAGGCGUUCCUAGGCUACUAUGAUGUUGCCAAACCCUAUAGAGAGAAGGUGUCACGUCUAGAGAAGAACAUCUUUCAGAACAAGCGGGAACUGGAGCAUAUUCAGGGUGAGCUUGCUGAUAUCCAGAAAGAACUGCCAGGUCUUGGAGAAAAGUAUGAAGCUGCUCUUGCGGAGAAAGGGUUGCUACAGGAGGAAGCUGAUCUCAUGGAGAAGAAGCUUGUAGUUGCUGACAAACUCAUGUCUGACCUGACCUCUGAGAAAGAAAGGUGGACAGAAAACUUGGAUAAGUUGAAGCAGCGGCGCAUGAGUCUCCUUGGUGACUGCCUGAUCUCUGCUGGUUUUCUGACCUACGAAGGGGCCUUCAGCUGGGACUUCAGGAAUGAAAUGGUAUACCAGAAAUGGGUUCGAGAUGUGCAGGAGAGAGGCAUUCCCUUGAGCCAGCCUUUCAAAUUGGAACACCUUCUUAGUGAUAAAUUGGAAAUCAGCAGAUGGGUCUCAGAGGGUUUGCCUCCAGAUGAGCUGUCCGUGCAGAAUGAAAUCCUCACAACCAGAGGGAGUUGUUUUCCCAUGUGUAUUGACCCUCAACAGCAAGCGCUCAACUGGAUUAAGAAGAAGGAGGAAAAAAACCUUAAGAUCUCAUCUGUCAAUGAUGAAGACUUCCUGACCCAGCUGGAGAUGGCCAUCAAGUAUGGCUUCCCUUUCCUUCUCAAAGAUGUGGAUGAGCACAUUGACCCAGUGAUUUACAAUGUCCUAGCGAAGUAUGUCAAAGGAGCAGAUGGUAGACAAGUCAUUAUGCUGGGUGACCACGGGCUGGAAUGUGAUCCCAACUUUAAGCUGUACCUCAACACCAAACUUGCAAACCCCAAAUAUUCUCAAUCAAUGUUUGGAAAUGCCAUGGUCAUAAACUACUCUGUGACACCUAAGGGUGUGGAAGACCAGCUGUUGAGCAUUAUCAUGCACUUUGAAAAGAAGGAGCUGGAGGAGCAGCGUGAGCGUUUGAUCCAAGACACAAGCAGCAAUAAGAAGCUGCUGAAGAACCUUGAGGACUCCUUACUCAGAGAACUCACCAUGUCUACGGGCAACAUGUUCGAUAACGCAGGGCUUGUCCAGGCUUUGGAGGAAACUAAGUCAAAAGCCUGUGAGGUGUUUGAGAAACUCAAGUUGGCGGAGAAAACGUCCAUGGACAUUGAUAAACUCAGAGAUGCCUACAGACCUGCAGCCAAAUGUGGUGCCGUCCUGUUCUUCGUGCUAACAGAGUUGGCUCUGGUGAACAACAUGUACCAGUAUUCGCUGGCCUCCUAUCUGGAAGUGUUUGAAUUUACCAUGCGAAAAGCUCAACCUUGCUCUGUUCUUCAGCAAAGACUAGAGAACAUCAUUAACACACUGACAUACAAUGUUUAUAACUACGGCUGCACAGGGCUGUUUGAGAGACACAAGUUGCUCUUUUCCUUUAACAUGACCAUCAAGAUAGAGCAGACAGAAGGGAGGGCACCUCAGGAGGAGCUGGAGUUCUUUAUCAAAGGUAAUCAAUCCCUGGAAAAAAGCAAACAUGGAAAGCCUCAUGACUGGCUUCCAGAUCAGGGCUGGGAGGACAUAGUGAAACUCUCAGAGCUCUUUCCAGAGCAGUUCAACUCUCUGCCUGACGACAUUGAGAAAAAUUCUGCAGACUGGAAAUCUUGGUUUGACUUAGAGCAACCAGAACAGGCUCCAUUUCCCAUGAAAUACAAUGAGAGUCUGUCAGCCUUCCAGAAGCUUCUGCUGCUACGUUGCUUCCGUGUCGACAGAGUCUACAGAGCGGUCGCUGACUAUGUCACGGUUACCAUGGGCAACAAAUAUGUACAGCCCCCUGUGAUCAGCUAUGAUGCGGUCUAUAAACAGAGCAAACCUUUCUCACCCAUCGUCUUCAUCCUGAGCCCUGGCUCUGACCCAACCAGUGACCUCAUGGAACUAGCAGAGAGGUCGGGCAGCAAGCUCAGGUUCCUUGCGAUGGGCCAAGGCCAAGAGAAGGUGGCGCUAGAUUUGUUGGAGAAGGCCGUGUCUCGGGGGCAGUGGCUGAUGUUACACAACUGCCACUUGCUGGGGAAGCGGCUAAAGGAGCUGGAGAAAGCCUUGGAGGGAAUCACCAAGCCCAACUCAAACUUCCGCUUGUGGCUCACCACCAGCCCCAUUAAGGAUUUCCCCAUUGGCAUCCUGAAGAAAUCUCUGAAGGUAGUGAUAGAGCCUCCCAACAGUCUCAAGUUGACCAUGAGAGCCACAUACUCCAAAAUCUCAGAUGAGACCUUGACAGCGUGCCCCCACCCUGCAUUCAGCCGCUUGGUGUACGUGCUGGCCUUCUUCCACGCUGUGGUGGAAGAGAGGAGCAAGUAUGGAAAGAUCGGCUGGAAUGUGCCCUGCGACUUCAGCCAGUCUGACUUCUUUGCGAGUGUGGAGGUCCUGAACACUUACCUGACAAAAACUCAUAACCAAGGAGACGACAUACCCUGGGAAAGCCUCAAAUACAUUAUCGGGGAGGUGAUGUACGGCGGCCGAGCAUUAGACACCUUCGACCGCAGGAUCCUGACUGUGUACAUGGAUGAGUACCUCGGAGACUUCCUCUUCUACACUUUCCGACAGUUCCACUUUUUUGUUAACAAAGAUGUAGAUUACAAGAUCCCUCCGGCUGGGCCGAAGGAAAUAUAUGUUGAUGAGAUCGACAACAUGCCACUUUCAAACACGCCAGAGGUACUGGGUCUCCAUUCCAAUGCAGAGAUAGGAUACUACACGCAAGCAGCUAAAGAAAUGUGGACUCACCUCAUAGACCUUCAGCCUCAGACGGGUGACUCUGACGUGAGCAUCCGUCGGGAACAGCACGUCAGCCAAGUGGCCCAGGACGUCGAGGAAAAGCUGCCCAAGUUAUUUGACGUGGACGUAAUCCGUGAAAAGCUCGGCACGGACAUUUCCCCGACGUCAGUGGUCCUGCUUCAAGAACUGGAGUGCUUCAACAAACUGGUGGUCUGCAUGCAGCACUCUCUGACUGAGCUGCAGAAGGCCUUGUCUGGGGAGGUGGGUAUGAGCAGUGAGUUGGAUGAAGUGGCUCUGGCCCUUUUUAACAAUCACAUCCCUGCCGACUGGAAGAAGCUGGCUCCUGACACCCUGAAGUCCCUCGGCAACUGGAUGAGCCAUUUAAUGAUGCGAUAUGAACAGUAUAGACGUUGGGUGGAUGAGGGAGAGCCCAAAGUCAUGUGGCUGUCAGGGCUCCACACCCCACAGUCGUACCUGAGUGCUGUGGUUCAAGCUGCGUGCAGGAAACAUGGCUGGCCUCUGGAUCACUCCACACUGUGCACACAGGUGACUCAAUACCGCAGCGAGGAGGAAGUCAGUGACAAACCCCAGCAGGGCUGCUUUGUUUCUGGCCUGUAUCUGGAGGGAGCAGACUGGGACAUGGAGAAGAGCUGCCUGGUGAAGAGUAAACCUAACGUUUUGGUUGCUGAACUGCCCAUCCUGAAAAUCGUCCCCAUAGAGGAGCAUCGCCGCUCGGUACAGAAUACACUGCGGACACCAGUGUACACCACUUCAUUGCGGAGGGACAGGAUGGGUGUGGGGUUGGUGUUUCAGGCAGACCUGCCCACCACAGUGCACAUCUCCCACUGGGUCCUUCAGGGAGUCUGUCUGUACCUCAACACUGACUGAGGACGGCCCUCAGCCUCAGUAGCUUCCACAAAAUCAGAAAUGUUCAUUUAUUGACUAAUAGUUCGGAGAAAAAAAAAUCUUUACUUGUUUUUAAUGUAAAAUGUUUCUUUAUUUAUGUUUUCUCUAUUUAACGUGCAAAUGAGUAAUUCAAUAGAAGUUUUCUCAAAUAAAUUCACACUAA
This is a messenger RNA of Mugil cephalus (flathead mullet), 13826 nucleotides long. RefSeq names its product dynein axonemal heavy chain 10 (gene dnah10). The transcript is spliced from 78 exons. Gene Ontology annotation, cellular component: dynein complex. The record is from RefSeq and is a predicted model, not a curated record. Gene Ontology annotation, molecular function: dynein light intermediate chain binding; dynein intermediate chain binding; ATP binding. Lineage: Eukaryota; Metazoa; Chordata; Actinopteri; Mugiliformes; Mugilidae. The coding region runs from base 8 to 13645 and encodes 4545 amino acids. Gene Ontology annotation, biological process: microtubule-based movement.